AUGACGGAGGAACCUGUGAAGUCACAGGGGGAGGUGCCCAUCCCAAAGGGGCCUCCGAGAGCCAAGCGCCGGUCCCCAGACGCCGCGUCCGCGGAGGGAGACGAGAGGCUGCCCUUCGCCGCCCGCCCGUCGGCCGCCAGAGGGCAGCAGGCUCCCGGCAGAGAGAGGCCCUUACACAACCCUCCCUCCACCCCCGCAGGGAGGAGGCUCCGGCCGGCCGGAGGAUGCGCUCGAGGCGCCCCGGGCGGCUGCACAGGGAGCCCUUCGGAGCCCUCCAGCCCUGCCCCUGGCCAGCAGGGGGGCCCCUCUCCGCCGCGCCCCCAUGGCACCGGCCGGCCCCGCACCCCCGAGGCCAGUGGAGAUGUGCGAGGAGCUCCCCUGCACCGCGCCCAGUACAUGCACUCCCCCUACGACCGCCCCUGGAACCCCAGAUUCUGCAUCAUCUCCGGGAACCAGCUGCUGAUGCUGGACGAGGAAGAGAUUCACCCCCUGCUCCUCCGAGAACGCCAGAGGGACCCUGCGCGGACCAAGCUUUUACGUCGAACCGUCAGCGUCCCCGUGGAGGGGCGACCCCAGCCGGAGCACGAUUACCACGCGGGCCGUUCCCGGCGGAAGAGUGUUCCUGGAGGGAAGCAGUACAGCAUCAACAUGGACGCCCCCCCAGCGCCCCCCUUCCGCCCCUCGCAGGGAUUCCUGAGCCGGCGCUUGAAGAGCUCCAUCAAGCGGACCAAGAGCCAGCCCAAACUGGACCGCACCAGCAGCUUCCGCCAGAUGUUGCCUCGGUUCCGGAGCGCCGACCAUGACAGGGCCCGCCUCAUGCAGAGCUUCAAGGAGUCGCACUCCCACGAGUCCCUGCUCAGCCCCAGCAGUGCCGCCGAGGCCCUGGAGCUCAACCUGGACGAGGACUCCAUCAUCAAGCCCGUCCACAGCAGCAUCUUGGGCCAGGAGUUCUGCUUCGAGGUCACCACCUCUUCCGGCACGAAAUGCUUUGCCUGUCGAUCGGCCGCCGAGCGGGACAAAUGGAUCGAGAACUUGCAGCGCGCGGUGAAGCCGAACAAGGAACGCUUGAAGCGACCGGGCCCUGAAUCUGAGCGGUGGCCCCUCGGGGUCCGUCUGGUCUACUCGGACCGGCCGCAGCUCUCCGGGGCCUCAGACAGAGGAGGAGGUCUUUCACAUCAAAGGCUACCUGAUCCUUCCCUGGAGAUGCCGCAGCUGGGGAUUGAACCCAGGGCCCUUCUGCAUGUCCAGCAGGUGCUCUCGCCCUGA
Messenger RNA from Gekko japonicus, 1266 nucleotides. Its product is annotated as ras/Rap GTPase-activating protein SynGAP-like. The record is from RefSeq and is a predicted model, not a curated record. The transcript has 9 exons. Bases 1 to 1266 code for a protein of 421 amino acids. Lineage: Eukaryota; Metazoa; Chordata; Lepidosauria; Squamata; Gekkonidae.